UAGCUUACCGUACGUCGAAUAGUGGUUAAAGUGUGUUUCUAUCAAAUUUUAAUUUUUAACAUGUCUGAAAAAGCGACGUUUAUUGAAAGUUCUCGAGGAAAACCUUUGAUAAUUCGUGAUAGUUACAAAUAUUUUUUAGCGUAUAAGUCAAAAUCAAAAUUAUCACGUUGGCGGUGUUGUUUAACUACUUGUCAAGCAGUUAUAUACACAAAUAAAACUGAAGAAAUAGUAGUCAAUGAAUUACACAAAAAUGAACAUAAUCAUUUGCCAUCACCAAAAAAAAGUAAAUCGACAAAUAGUGAAUAAUGCAUGUAAGCGAAAAGCAAUCGACGAUUUAUUCUCACGCCCAAAAAAAAUAAUACUUAAGGAAUUAGGACAAAAUUUAAGAAAAAAACUCUGAAAUUGGGUCUUGGAUAAGAAACACGUUUGGACUCACAUUUCUAAGUCCACAAGAAGUUUCCAAAUGUUUUUUUGAAGACUUUAUGAGUAUUAUACCAAACGAUCAAAGAGUGAGUCAGUACGCUGAUUAUUUAACCGAUACGUAUAUUUCGGAAAAUUCUAUAUUUCCACCAAUUAUUUGGGCAGAAUCGUCUUCUUCGUUAUCAAGAACCACUAAUGCAUGUGAGUCUUUCCACUCUCAUUUCAAAGAAAACUUUUAUAAAGAAAAGCCUAAUAUAUUUAUGUGGCUUAAUAUUGUAAAGCAAACUCAAACAAAUAUUUAUUGUAAAAUGAGAAGUAUACAUAUUCCAAAAAAAUCAAAGGAUUACCGAGCAAACAAGCGUCGUGGAGCAAUCGACGAUGCAAUUAUUAAAUUACAAAACAGAGAAAUUUCUAGGUAUUCAUUUGUUGCUGAGAUGUCAUAUAAUUAUAAAAAAAUUUAAUUUAAUUUACUGCAGCGACUUUACUAUAUUUUAUAUUUUAUAUUUUACAUAUUAUCUGGUUGGGUUAUCA
Rhopalosiphum padi (bird cherry-oat aphid) is the source of this 951-nucleotide messenger RNA. RefSeq lists its product as uncharacterized. Lineage: Eukaryota; Metazoa; Arthropoda; Insecta; Hemiptera; Aphididae. The record is from RefSeq and is a predicted model, not a curated record. The transcript is spliced from 2 exons. Bases 483 to 881 code for a protein of 132 amino acids.